CCCGCUCCGUCAGAUCAAAAACUAACUAUUGCUCUACAUUCACCACUUUCUAAAGUAAUCGUUUAAUUAAUAAUAAUAAUAAUAAUAAUAAUAAUAAUAAUAAUAAAUGAGCAGAUUCACCGGGCUGAAGAAGCUUAUUAACAAACCCAGCUCUAUAAAAAACACUCUGAAGCUUAUUAAGUGGCUUCAGAGAAGGAAACUGCUAAAAACAAAAAUUAAAUGCAGAAUAUGCCAUCAGAACAUGAAAAUGAAGAAAAGGGCAAACAGUGGAGAUCAACAUGCUUGGAUUUGUCAACAAGCAGUACAUGAGGGAAGGGCAAAACAAAUGUCUGUCAGCCACAAAUCAAUCUUCAGUGGAUCAAAGAUCUCCUUCAGCAAGUGGAUGCAGUUCAUGUACAGGUUUUGUCAGGGUCUACGGUUACGCCAGAUAGACAUGAUGGAUGACAGAAUUGCAAGUAGUUCAGCUACUCUUACUAAAAUGGCAAAGAAAAUAAGGGAGGUCUGUGUCACAGCAGUUGAAAGGAUGAGAAGGCGUACAGACCAGCAAAUUGGUGGAAGAAGGGAGUUUGUUGUGAUCGACGAAAGCCAUUUUCAUCACAAAAGAAAGUAUGGUAAAGGAAGAAUGGCUGGAGGGUGGAAAAGAAAGAAGUGGGUUUUUGGGAUGUUAGGUGUGAAAUAUUAUCAUCAGCAAAAAUCUAAAAAACCUAUUCUAUGUCUUCUGGAGAGAAGAUCUCGAAGAGAUCUAGUGCCCUUGGUUGCGCAUCAUGUGAGGCCUGGGUCAUCAAUUAUCAGUGACGAGUGGCGUGCUUAUCGCAUACUCCCUGAACUAGGGUACAACCAUCACACUGUCAACCACAGCAGGUGGUAUGUAGAUCCCCACACUGGUGCCCAUACCCAACAUAUUGAGAGGGCCUGGAGAUCCUACAAGGAGCAGAUUGGAGGCUUAGAGGAAAUCGCACAGAGAGUUUGCUUUCUGACCACCUUGCAGUGAUUAAGUGGAAUGAAUGGCUGGCAAAGAAACACUCUGAUGGUGCAUUUGGCAGAUUGAUUCAUGACAUUUCAAGGAAGUACAAGUAGUGAAAUGUAAUAGUUUGAAAUGUAGAUUUUUUUUGUUUUAUUUUUAUUUUUUGCUUUUAUCAAAAUUUUGUGUGGCUUUUUUGCCACUUCUUUGUGAUUCACUGUUUGCACAAUCACCCAGCCAUGAAACAAACUUUUUUGUUGUUGUUGUUGUUAAUUUAGUUACUUUUGUUGCUUAUUUAGUAAAUUUUUCUAUUUUAUAUCUGACACUGCAGAAGUAUAUUUUAAA
Molecule: messenger RNA, 1306 nt
Organism: Clarias gariepinus (North African catfish)
Lineage: Eukaryota; Metazoa; Chordata; Actinopteri; Siluriformes; Clariidae
Exons: 4
Coding region: 107-991 (294 amino acids)
Source: RefSeq, a predicted model, not a curated record